UCCCAUUGUAGCUGCGAUGUCGGUACCAUUGACAGCUGGAGUUAAUGUUAUCUGAACAACAAUUCCAUCUGUGUCGCUAGAAGAUAUCGCGUUUCUUCUCUCACCAUUGCACAGAGGUAAAAGACAGAAGUAAAACCACGCGUCAUGUCAGGCGCUAAGAGGAAGGGGCUACCCCCGAUUCAGAAGGGUCCGAUUGUGAUGGCCCCGCCACCGAAGAUUGUGGAAACCAUUGUCGAGAAGACAGAUCUGUCGGCGUUUGAGGAACAGGCUUUGGUUAUUGAUACCAACUUGCUAGUGGGCCCCGUCUACGACAACUCGAAACAACGCGCCAAAGCCCUCAAGGAACAGCUGGGCGACAUCAACACUCGGCUUCAGACGACGCUGACCACAUUCGAUGCAGUGAACCCUGGCGACCAUGAUGAUGACAUGCUGGGGGAUCUGGCCAAACAUGCUGACAGCAUGGCAAGUGGUCAGAUGAAGGCAACGCUGAAACAUUUCAUCAACAACUACCGUGACAUGUCGUCUCACAUACAUGAUUCAAGCAAGGAGAGGGAGGAUAUUCUCUUCCAGCUGUCUGACUGGUUCACCAUGGAUCACAUGGAUGACUUGUACGGCCCCACAACACACAAGGCGGUGGAGAAGGAAGCUGAGCAGGGCUACACGUCAGCCCUUGUCAACUUUGAGAAGUUCAAACGGUUGCAAAACAACAUCAAGCUAGCCAAUGCCAAAGGUCUGAAUGUGGAUCACCUGCUUCAAGAGAAGAGGAGGAUGGAGAAAGAUGUCAUGGGAGGCCUCGCCAUCAUGAAGAAAGGAAAAGAGAAGGCCAAGGCUGCAACAAGUGAUGGCGCUUCAACAUGGCGGCAUGCCGCAGAUGAGGUGGUGUCGAUGCUGAGGAAAGUCCGCACUGAAGGCUCCGAUGAAAUGGACACUGUGAAGCAGAAGGUAGACGGACUUGUCCUGGAACUGAAACAGAAGACACAGUGUACUGAUCAGUUGAGAAAGGAAGUGAAAGAACGGAAGAAUAUGAUGUCUCGGUAUGCUGAUGACAACUCCGACCUCACCGAUGAGGUUGCCAGACUCCGUUUCAAGAUCAAGAAACUGGAAGUCAACUUGGACAAUGCUACUAAGUUGCUACACAACCAGAUUGACCUGAAGAAUAUCCAGCUGCCCAAACAAGAGGAGGAGGAAACAGGGAAGGAGAUCACUGUCACCGUGUCCUUCAUCCUGAGACAGCUGGGAGAAGCCACAGAUGCCAACAACCUGAAGCGUAUGGACAGUGACCCCGCCUUCUUGAGGAAACAGAUCCGUGACAACAGGGAGACCAUCGAGGCGUUCUCUAGGGAGCUGAUCAAGCUGAAUGAGACAGUUGAGAAGCUGGAGGCGGACAUGAAGAGGAAGGAAUCAAUUCUAUCAGACCUUGAAUUGGUGAACAAUGAUCUCCGGGAGAGGGUGACAGAGAGCCGCAGUGAUGAGGGUAUCGCCAUCUCCCAGCAGCCGUCAAGCUUCAGUGUUAACGGAGUGAAGAUGGCCCUUAGUUCUCAAGCCUGCAACUGCAAGUGCCAUCAGGCAUCAAUGGUGUCACUGCACAGGCCAUCAUCCCAGGAGAUCAGUGGCCAGGGCGAUGAUAAGGAUAAGAACAAGCUGUUGAAGAAGCUGGACUACUUCCGGAAGGCGCUGUCAGAUGCCGAGCUGAGGCUGAGUCAGGCCUACAAGGAGAUUGCUGAGAUGAGACGUAAGAGUCUUGGAGCGGAUGAUUCGUCGACUGAGUUGCUAAAAAUAGAAUCUGGUGGUGAGUCGUCAGGUGACGAAGAAGAAAAAACAUCAAAGGAGCCAGGGAAAGACAAGAAGAAGGUUGCCAAGGAACCGAAGAGGAAGAAGAAUGUUCGCCGGAAAUCCAUCAAACCAAAGGGAAAGAAGGACAAGUCCCUACCUCCAAUCAACCAGCCCAUUAUACCUGAACCUGAGGUUCCCCCACCCCCAGAAUUUGAUGAUAACAGAGAUAAUGAACUAUGGCAAGUGGGAGAUAUCCAGGGACGGCUGAACAUGCUGGUGAUGGCCAUUAUGUCGUAUGUGACAGACAUCGGGAAGCUGGUCGGGGGCGAGGAGGAGACCGUCAAGAAGGCCGUCGUGCAACAGUUCCAGUUCGGGCAGAAGCCAGAGGACAAGGCCGUGAAGAACGCCAGCAAUAAACGUGCGGCUGAGCGCCGGCAGCGACGAGACCAGGUCAUGUUGAGUGGCCAGAGAGCAGUCGCCAUUAUCCGGGAGGCGUAUGACAUGUUAACAUCUGCGCUUGAUCUCCAACACAGUGACUUUGAAGCAAUCUAUCGUUCCUUCAAGCAGCAUCAGCAGAUCCGUGCCGUGCACCACGCCGCCAUGAUGGGCCGGCUCCCACAAGGAAGUAACGUUGUCCGGAUGGGGAGCAACGAGAACGCCGUGGAGUACUACCUCAAGUCCUAUGGAGGGGGAGGAGGGGGUGGGGUUGCAGGAGGUGGGCGGGGUCAUCCCUCUGGCCAACCCUUUGAACUCAAAGAUCGACCUGCCUCUGGUGCCAGCUCCAAGGCAUCAGUAAGUCUUGCUUUUCUCAUACUGUUUCUUAUAUAUGUUGUGAUGGUGUAA
Messenger RNA from Haliotis rufescens (red abalone), 2616 nucleotides. RefSeq lists its product as uncharacterized. The transcript has 25 exons. The record is from RefSeq and is a predicted model, not a curated record. Lineage: Eukaryota; Metazoa; Mollusca; Gastropoda; Lepetellida; Haliotidae. Bases 145 to 2616 code for a protein of 823 amino acids.